This is a messenger RNA of Aspergillus nidulans FGSC A4, 1268 nucleotides long. Its product is annotated as protein rfeG. The transcript has 3 exons. Lineage: Eukaryota; Fungi; Ascomycota; Eurotiomycetes; Eurotiales; Aspergillaceae. The record is from RefSeq and is a predicted model, not a curated record. Bases 1 to 813 code for a protein of 270 amino acids.
AUGACUAGCCGUCAGAAUGAAUACUUCAUCCCCGGAGAUGGUAUUAGCCGAGAAGUAAUUCAGGCCGACAUCUGCCGUUACCUUGGAAAUGAUGCUUUAGUAAGACCUGGAAACCACAAUGGUCGCGCGGGAUUCUUCAUUCGCGCUUAUCGAAACCUCACAUCAGAAAUGAUUGCUGAUCUCAAGGCGGACUCCGCCCGCUGGGAAGCAGACGUCAGAAGUCGUGCUGACCAAGGUUAUCCCCGGGGCAGCUACAUCCAGGACUACAGCUACUCUCAACCUAGCCGGGCUACACCAACCUACUCAACCUCUAUGGGAAGUUCCAUGCACCCUGAAAUGUCCCAUGGUCAAGGCCCUUCUCCUCCUACAACCUACGCUGCUCCGCCGCAGCAGUAUUCUGAGCAGUAUCACCAAUCUGGCUACCCAGCAACUUCAAGUCCGUCAUACUCAAAUGCUCCGUCAUAUCCUUCAAACCACUCGGGCUUUGGAUCUGGUCAGCCCCCAUACCCUCAACAUAUCCCCUACAGUGCUCCAACCCAGCCUCCUGUGACUUCUGAGGUCCACCCUUCAUAUACUUACGCCAGCUCUGGCUAUGGUUUCGAGAAUGGGCGAAACAAUGCCCCUCGGUACCCUGGUCCUGGAUAUGAUGCCGAUUCUGAUUAUUCUCCUGUUACUACCGGAAUGGCUUAUCCUGCUACCACUGCCCCUGAUCCACGGAUAGGAAUGGAGCCCAGAUACACACCGGAGUCCACAUAUGACCGCAGUAGGCCGCAGCCAGCAAGAGAAAGAGAGGCUCCCCGCCGAACGCGGUAAUUGAAGAAUGAUUCCAAUGCUCCCUACGAGCACCAGGUGUCUGUCUGAUACCGAUGCCUGCGCUUCCUAAACAGGAGGUGCUGCGGGCUUAAUGAAUUUUACGCCAUGAGAUUUUUUCCCUCUGUCGCUCAUACCCUGGAGCCUUUUAUGGAUCUCUUUUUUAUGCCUACAGGAAUUAUCAUGCCGGAAAAAAGUGUGCUUGAAUCAUUGUUUCGGGCCAGAUUGCAGCCUUGGGGAAGCGAACCUUAGAAUACCGGACCUUGCUCUAUUUACCAGGACGUUGUGGGCGUCAUGUGAUUGUUUUUGCCGAGUGUCUCCGUUGGCGUCGGCUGGUUCCGCUGGAUGUGUUCCUUUCUCGCUUUCAUGGAAGACCACAUUGGCGUUUUAAUAAAAUAUCCACCAAAUAUUUGUGAUGCUAUGAAAGGUGGCUGUUUGGCUAGUUCAUCUUGAUGUUC